GCGCAGCCACAUUCAGACCCGGAGAGGAGAGGAGUCCUGAUCAGACCCGUGCCAGACGCGCUGUGCACGCUUUAACUGCGCUCUUAUGAAUUAGGAUUAUUAGGACUUUAUAAGGGAGCUGAGUGUGAGGGAUUAACACAGCUCGGUUCGGAUUUCUUGGCCCAGUUUGGAAUAUGUUUCUGGAUUAAAGGCGCGCAGAAAUCCGAGGACAGAACUUUAAUCUCGUUUCUUCGUGAGUUCAAGUCUCGGUGAAGAAGAAGAAACUUCUUUGUGCGUCUUUGAGGGCACUCUUUCUGUCUGAGAUGGUGGGCCACCUACACCUCCAAGCGAUGGAUGACAGCCUGAAAGGAAAGAACCGGGACGGGCUGCUCGACAGUCCGGACUCGGGCUUGCCCCCCAGUCCCAGUCCGCCCUUCUGCUCCCUGUCCCCGGCCCCGAUGGAGCCGCGCGCCGGCAGCUGCUCCACGCCUGUCCACCAGCAGACAAAGGAGGGCAAACUGCUGCCCUACCUGCUGCUGAACUGCGCAGGAACAGACCCCAAGACCCGAAUGCACCCCGUGUUCUUCGGAGAGAGCAUCGAAGUCAACCCCAAACCAGAGCGGGAAAUCAAGUGCUCCUCCGAGGUGAAGUACGACUCCGACAAGCACUACAGAGACCGAGUGCUGUGCGCCCCCGUCCCCACGCCCACCUCCUUCAGCGAGACGGUGGUGCUGGUGCAGAACUGCACCUGGAGGAGCUACAAGACGCAGGUGUACCUGGAGCCCCGGCAAAAGCCCGUCAGAUACCAGAGCACCACCAUCAUCUACCCCAAACACGCCAAGAACACUUACCGCACCACGCUCAACUACAACGCCGCGGGCUCCCGCCGCUGGUUCAUCUCCACGGUGCAGCUGGAGUCCAGCGAGGACACGAGUCCCUGCAUCAUCUACACGGAGGACCUGUAGGGUCCGGACCAGCAAAGAGGUUUCUUUUACUUCAACUUCAAAAUAAAACACUUCUCCAGAGACUGGAGGACGUUGAAACGUCCAAAAGAAAAAAAAAUAGCAGUUAAACUGACGUUCGAGCUGACGGAGAGGAGUUUAAUGUCUUCAUCACAAGAACUGACAGAUGUGGAUCCUCUGGACAGGAACCUGAGAGGACUCUGCGUUAAUACGACGACUUGUGUCCAAGCCACCUGAACAUAGCCUUUAUUGCACUUGUUUUUUAUUUUAUUUUGUUUUUAAUUCUACAAAUCACAGCUGUCUCUGUGGAUUUGACUCAGCAGUGGAGAAACUCCGGGCGGCCUCAGAGAAAAUGGACCAAAACGAUCAUUUCAAGUUUAUUUCCUCCUCCUGGCUCCACACCUGGAGUCAGGUGGUUUCACCUGCAGAUGGUCAUAAUUAAAGGAGCCUGGGGGAAAAAAAAACAAGAAAAACAAUAAAACUUUUAGAAUUUAGGGCUUUUUAAAUUAUUAAUUUUUUGGUAAACAGGUUCCUUUAUCAUUUCUUAGAAGUGCUGGGAAGUUGUGCUGCGAAACACAGAAACAAUGUUUAGAUUAAUGAACUGUUUUUUUAUUUUUAUUAAAGAAAUAAAUGUCCAGCAGGACUGUAGGGGUCUGCAGCGUGUGGCUCUGGGGCCACAUGUGGCUCUUUGUAGCUGUGACACAAACUAUCAUGGAAAUAAAAAAUAAACAUUUAGAACCACACAGAAACAGCUGAAGCUGAUUUCUUGUCCAGUUUUAUGAAUGAACAGAUGAAUAACAGAUUGAUGCUAUUAUAAAAUUAAGGAAAAUGACUUGGAGGAAAACAUUGAACGUAGUUUUCAAAAGUCAUCUAAAUAUUUUGAAUCUUUAUUAUCACAAAAACUAAAAAAAAAAAAGGUUAACAUUCAGUAAAACUGACCAGAGAAGGUGAAGAAGAUAAAGGUUUUUAUUACUGUAGCGUUUUGUUUGAUCAGGGCUCUUCUGAUGGUGAAGGUUGCAGAUCUUGUUGCCAUUAAAAUCAGGGCAGAAUUCAUUUUAAACCUGCUGCUGGAGUUGAACACACAAGGACAAAAGGGACGGAGGUCUGUGAAUAAACGUGAAAUAACUGCAGCCUGAUCUCUGCUCGAAUCCACAGGAAGAACGGUUUUCAGCCGACUGGAACAAGCCUCUUACGAGUUAAAACAGCUCGUAAAGUUAACAAAGAGGUUUGAGAAACAGCAGCGACGUUAAUCUGACAUUAAAGUCUAAAACAAUCAGAUUAAUGUUCAGCCCCAACAGUUCAGAUUUGAUCUGUUUCUGAUCCCCCGGGGAUCGAAUCCCUCAGUAAUCCUAAAUAUGUACGAAGUGAAGCCAUGAAACCACAGGAAAUUUCCUUUUUGAGGAAUUCCUUCUUUUCCUGAGCUUCACAUCUUUGUCUUAUAGAAGCAGAAAAUCCAUGUAGAUAGCCGAAGAGGCCAUGUUGAGACAUCAGACUUUACCUCAGAUGUGUUUUUGGGACGUGUGGAUGUUUUCCUUUUCUUUUAGCGCUCUCGUUGUAUUUUGUCGUGUGGAGCAGAGACGGUGCAGCAUCAAGGCUGACGAUGAGGAGGAAACAGGAAGUGGGCUCUUAGGAAAUUAUUGACAGGAUAAGGAUGUUGGUUUUGUGUCGACGGCUCGUGUAAAGUCAGACGAUGAGAUGAAAGUUGACGGAGUUCAAGUCUUUGUACCUUUGCUGGUUUUCUGUCGUGUCUUCUAACACUUGAUUUUGUUGCUGUAAGAUAUUUUCUGUUGUAUAUGAGACAUCGAGGCACUUCAUAAUUCUCUUUAUAUUUUUGUACAUCGAUCGUUGUUCCUGUUCUGAUCAAAGGUGAUUAUUUAAGAUGUAUAUCCGGAAGAAUAAAACAAUGAAGAAAAUCCAAA
Molecule: messenger RNA, 2860 nt
Organism: Nematolebias whitei (Rio pearlfish)
Lineage: Eukaryota; Metazoa; Chordata; Actinopteri; Cyprinodontiformes; Rivulidae
Gene: rflna
Product: refilin A
Exons: 4
Coding region: 303-944 (213 amino acids)
Biological process (GO): negative regulation of bone mineralization involved in bone maturation; negative regulation of chondrocyte development; skeletal system morphogenesis
Cellular component (GO): actin filament bundle
Molecular function (GO): filamin binding
Source: RefSeq, a predicted model, not a curated record